Dimorphilus gyrociliatus is the source of this 2991-nucleotide messenger RNA. The record is from the annotation of a GenBank genome assembly. Lineage: Eukaryota; Metazoa; Annelida; Polychaeta; Dinophilidae.
GUAAAUUCAUUUUCAUACGGCUUACAAUCAUUAGAUAUCAGAAGUGAAGUUUAAAAAAAAAUAUGUUAGGAGAGGUUGAUGAUCUAAUAACGUUAGCUGAAUUUAACGAGAAUAUCCUCGUUAAUAGUUUGAAAGCUCGUUAUCGACAAAAUAAGAUAUACACGUAUUUAGGAGAUAUUUUAGUUGCAGUUAAUCCAUUCAAAAGCUUGGGAUUAUAUGGAAGUAAAGAGCAAUUACUAUAUCGUAAUGAAAGACGAACUAAUUUAGCUCCUCACAUAUUUGCUAUUGCCGACUCUUGCUAUAGUAAUAUCUGUGGAAAUGGACCAAAUGAACCAAAAAAUCAAUGCAUUAUUAUAAGUGGAGAAAGCGGAGCAGGUAAAACGGAGAGUUCAAAGCUCUUAAUAAAACAAAUAGUUCACCUGAGCCAAGACUUUUCUCCUCUAGAACAACAGAUUGUUCAAGUCAAUCCAUUACUUGAAGCUUUUGGCAAUGCACAAACUGUAAUGAAUGAUAAUUCAAGUAGAUUUGGGAAGUAUAUUAUGCUCAACUUUGUCAGAGGAGUCAUGGUAGGUGCGAAAAUAUCUGAUUAUCUACUAGAAAAAUCUAGAAUUGUUCAUCAAAAUGACGGUGAAGAGAAUUUUCACGCUUUCUAUUAUCUUCUAUCGUCUCCAGAAAUGAAAGUAAAAUGGAAUUUAAAAGAUGCUGAAGAGUAUACAUAUUUGAAUAAUGGAGCAAUUUUUUCAAAAAAUACAAAUCUCAUGAAAGAGAGAUUUGAUGAUUUAAAAGAUGCUAUGGAUUUAGUAGGAUUUAGCGAUGAAGAGCAAGAGCUGCUUUUUGAAAUGGUCGCUGGGUGUUUAACUAUGGGAAAUAUUCGUAUGCAAGAAAAUGAAAAUGAUGAAGUUUUAAUUGACCAGAACUCGAAUGAAUUUCUAUUUGUUGCGAAUUGCUUUGGACUGCAUACAGAUGAAUUUUAUGAUAUUUUAAUAUCAAAUACAACCAAGACUAGAGCCGAUACGAUCACAAGAAAUUAUAGUAAAAAAGAGGCUAAAGACGUCAGAGACGCCGUAGCGAAAUUUAUAUAUGGGAAAAUGUUUGGAUGGGUAGUCUAUCGUGUAAAUCAAUCCAUAGCGUCAAAGGAUACGAACUCUUAUAAAAAUUAUCAGGAAAUAGGAAUUCUAGACAUUUUUGGAUUUGAACACUUCCAACAUAACAGCUUUGAACAGGCUUGCAUUAAUUUAGCAAAUGAACAGUUACAGUUUUUCUUCAAUAAGCAUGUGUUCAUUCUUGAGCAAGAGGAAUAUAAAAGAGAAGGACUAGAAUGGAAAGAUAUUUCUUACGAGGACAAUCAAGGCGUUUUAGAUUUAUUCUUAAAUAAAACAAAUGGAAUAUUAGCAAAUUUGGACGAAACAUGUAAAUUACCAAGAGGAAAUGAUCAAGUGUUCUUUCAAAGUUUAGAAAAUAAAUUAUCUGGGAAUAAUCUAUUAAUACUAUCAAAGAGAAAUCAUCUAUGUUUCUAUAUAAAACAUUAUGCGUCUCAAGUUGAAUACUCGGCAGAAACUUGGGUUGAAAAGAAUAAAGAUACAAUACCCAAUAAUAUUGAACAAUUGCUUUGCGGUAGUGAAAAGCUACUUAUUCAAGAGAUUUUUACAGUCACUCAAGCAAAUAUCGACGAUGAUAAAACGAUUUCUAAAUCUAACUUUAGAAAUUCCAAAAUGAUUGCUUUUACUGAAGUUAAAAAAAGAAAACAUACAGUAGGCCUACAAUUUAAGAAAUCUCUGGAGACUCUGUUGGCUAGAAUGUUAUUAUCUCAACCAAUUUUUAUAAGAUGUAUUAAGCCCAACACGAAGAAGAUAUCAAAUUCUUUUGAUGACGAAUUCGUUAAAGCCCAAUUACUUUAUACUGGUAUGCUAGAGACAAUAAAAAUAAGAAAAGAAGGAUUCGCUAUUAGACCAUCCUUUAAUGAAUUCUUUAAUAAAUAUAAGGUUAUUUAUUUCGGCUGUCCAAUGGAUAAGAGCAAAGAUAUUCGAGAGAAAUGUAAACAAAUACUUGAAUUUACUAAACUUAAGGGUUGGAAGAUAGGAAAGACUAAAAUCUUUUUAAAGCUCAACCACGUCGAUGUUUUGACAGACAAAAUAUCUAAUGUGUCAAAGUUGGUAGUGAAAAUGCAAAAGAUUGUUCGAGGCUUUUUGGAUAGAAGAAGAGUAGAAAAGCUUAGGAAAAUAGCAGAAAAGAAGAAAGAAGAAAUAAAAUCUCUGUUAAAUUAUACGGUUGAACGAAACAAUUUUAUUAUGAAUUUGUUGCAACGUCAUGUUGAAGAGGAUAAAAAGAGAAAUCAAGGUAAGAAGAAACAAGAAGAAGAAAAACCUACACCUUUGAAGACGACGACAACAACAAAUUUGCAACAGCCAGUAAGGAUGAGAAAACCUCCAAGUCCGCCUAAGAGACACCCUGAAACUCCUGUACAGAGAGAACCUCCGUCUUUAAAGGAAGAAAUUGCAGCAUGGUUCGAAGAGAAAGAAAAGAAAAAGCUUUAUGACCGUAACGGUUCAAAACCGUAUUGGUUCCACGGAAUGAUAAAAAGAAGCGAUAGUGAAACUUAUUUAAAACAACGCAAAAAUGGAAAUUUUCUUAUUCGACUCAGUGACACAAGAUUUAACUACUCGUUGUCGUUUAAAACAGAAGAGCGAUGUCGUCAUUAUAUAAUAGAUUUAACUCUACACGGAAAAUAUGUUAUCCGAAACGAGAAGAAAGUUCAUAGGUCGCUUAAUGAUUUAGUUAACUAUUACAGAAAACAUCAUAUAUCAAAUUGGCCAAAUGGUUAUUUAGUUGAUUAAUACAGAAAUAUUUUACAAUUAUGAUAAUUUCCAUUUCGCCGCAAUCGAAUCAUUUUAUAUUAUUCUAUUAUGUCUAUGCAAUGUAUAUAAAACGCUUCAAAGCUUUCAUCUAAGUUAUAAAAAAACAAAAUUAUUUCUCAUAAAAGGAAGAAAUUUG